Messenger RNA from Colletotrichum truncatum, 540 nucleotides. Its product is annotated as het domain-containing protein. NCBI's taxonomy places the organism in Eukaryota, Fungi, Ascomycota, Sordariomycetes, Glomerellales, Glomerellaceae. The record is from RefSeq and is a predicted model, not a curated record.
AUGCGGCUCAUCAACGUCAUCACUUCCAAGUUGGAAUGGAAAGAUGAUGCGACCGUCUCUCCAUAUGCCAUUUUGUCGCACACAUGGGGGGAUACGGAAGAUGAGAUAACGUAUCACGACAUUGAACCUUCUCUCCAUAAGACGGGAAAAGGCCGUGACAAGUUUGAAGGAUGUCGCGCGCAGGCCAUGAAAGACAUGCACAAAUAUGUCUGGAUCGACACAUGCUGCAUCGACAAAGACAGUAAAACGGAGCUAGAUGAAUCCAUCAACUCAAUGUUUGCCUGGUACGAGGAAGCUCAAGUCUGCUACGCAUAUCUCGACGACGUACCAAACAAAGACGAUGCGAAUUUUGAGGAAAGGUUCAGCAAAAGCAAAUGGUUCACGCGUGGAUGGACCUUGCAAGAACUUCUAGCCUCAGAAAGGCUAAUCUUCUACAGCCAGGACUGGCAGCCUUUGGGGUCUAAAAUCGACGAGGAAUUGUCACCUAUCAUAGAAAAGAUUAACGUACAUGAUAAGCGAGUGAGACAGACAAGCGAGUGA